This is a messenger RNA of Tripterygium wilfordii, 360 nucleotides long. RefSeq names its product secreted RxLR effector protein 161-like. Lineage: Eukaryota; Viridiplantae; Streptophyta; Magnoliopsida; Celastrales; Celastraceae. The record is from RefSeq and is a predicted model, not a curated record. The transcript is spliced from 2 exons. The coding region runs from base 1 to 360 and encodes 119 amino acids.
AUGGAGAAACCAUUUUCAAAUCAUUGGGAGGCUGCAAAAAGAAUUUUGAGAUAUGUCAGAGGAACACUUGAUCAUGGUAUUUUUUAUGAAGCCAACAUUCCUAUUAAUUUGGUUGGAUAUAUUGACAGUGACGUGGCAGGGAGUAUGGAUGAUAGCAAAAGUAUUUCGGGUUAUAUUUUUAAUCUUGGAAGUGGAGCAAUUUCAUGGAGUUCAAAGAAGCAACCUAUUGUGACACUAUCGACAACUAAGGCAAAAUAUAUUGCGACGUCAAUUUCGGGAGUCAUUUACUUUGGUUACGUGGUGAUCCAGUUCUUCAUGGGAGAACUUGUUGAUAUGAAGUAUUGCAAAUCAGAAGACUAA